CCUGAAGUGUCUCUGUCCAUCCUGUCUUCGCGACUCUCCUUCGUUCGUCUCUGCAGAUGUCCGCCUCCCUCCCCGGCAGCCGGGACCUCCCUCGGUCUCAAUAUGAUCUGACAACCUACUGGGGCCGCGUGCGGCAUGCGGCUGACCUCUCCGACCCGCGGAUGAUGUUCGUGUCUUCGUCCGGCCUGGAGCAGGCCAAGCAGCUGGUCUCCUCCUACAAGCAGAACCAUCUUCCGCAUAUGACUCCGGAGCUGUGGCGCGCGAAGAAGGUGGUCGAUUCCACCCUUCACCCUGACACUGGCGAGCCGGUCUUCCUUCCCUUCCGCAUGUCCUGCUACGUUAUGUCCAAUCUGGUCGUGACAGCUGGUAUGCUUACGCCUGGACUGCAGACCACCGGAACUCUUCUCUGGCAAAUCGCCAACCAAUCGCUCAACGUUGCCAUUAACAAUGCGAACGCCAACAAGUCCACCCCGCUGUCCGUCCCCCAGAUCGCCAAGUCCUACCUCAUGGCCGUGUCGGCCUCCUGCUCCGUCGCUCUGGGUCUGAACGCCCUCGUGCCCCGUCUCAAGGGCAUCUCGCCCAACGCGAAGCUCAUCCUGGGUCGUCUUGUGCCGUUCGCCGCCGUGUCCAGCGCCAGCGCUCUGAACGUGUUCCUCAUGCGUGGCGAGGAGAUCCGUCAGGGUAUUGACGUGUACCCGGUGCUGUCGGAGGUGGAGAAGAAGAAGCUCGAGGAGUCCGGCGAGACGGUGCAGAGUCUGGGCAAGAGUAAGAAGGCUGCUACUAUCGCUGUCGGUGAGACGGCUAUCAGUCGUGUGCUGAAUGCUACUCCUAUCAUGGUGGUCCCGCCGUUGGUGCUGGUGCGGUUGGAGAAGACUGCUUGGUUGAAGGCUCGUCCAAGGAUGAUUAUGCCUUUGAACUUGGGAUUGGUCCUGGCGACGUCCCUGUUUGCGUUGCCGUUGGCCCUGGGUGCGUUCCCCCAGAGACAGGCUAUUAGCGCGACGACUCUGGAGCCGGAGUUCUGGGAGAAGGGUGGUAAGGAUGGUCAGGUGGAGUUUAACCGGGGCAUGUAGAUAAAAAGUUUACCUUGGUUGGGAAGGGGGGGCGUUUGUUCAUAGCUGUUGUCUUCGGGUCAUUGUGCUUUGCAAUGCUUUUUAGAUCGUUAGACCAUUUGUGGAUAGAUCGUGUGGUUGCA
Aspergillus vadensis CBS 113365 is the source of this 1192-nucleotide messenger RNA. Its product is annotated as sideroflexin family transporter. The coding region runs from base 57 to 1070 and encodes 337 amino acids. Gene Ontology annotation, molecular function: monoatomic ion transmembrane transporter activity. Gene Ontology annotation, cellular component: mitochondrial inner membrane. The transcript has 4 exons. Lineage: Eukaryota; Fungi; Ascomycota; Eurotiomycetes; Eurotiales; Aspergillaceae. Gene Ontology annotation, biological process: mitochondrial transmembrane transport; monoatomic ion transport. The record is from RefSeq and is a predicted model, not a curated record.